AAAACGAUAUAUUUGUUGUAAUGUUGAUAAAUCGGUUAGAGAUGAAACGGACUGGAUACAAACUAAAAAUUGAAUGUCCUAAGACCGUUGAUUGAAGAUUUAAAAUAUAUAAUGAAUGAAGGCAUCAACAAAACAUAUAAAGAUGAUACCGGUCGAGAAAUCAUCAUGAAUUUCAAAAUUUGUGUCAGUGCUGUUUGCGGUGAUAAUAAAGGAAUUUAUGAACUUCUUGGUUACCAUACACUGUUUACGGGCCAAACUUUCAUUUGCAGAAUUUGCGGAGCCAAAGCCAAGAAGAGCGAACUUGGACAUUGUAAAAAACCUAUAGAUUUUAAUUUGGUUUUUUAUCAAGAUGUUCUUGAAAAGGAAAAAUCUUGUCCUAAAGCGUCACUGAAGGAUUAUGGGCUCCAAGAAAUAUGCAUAUGGGAAGAAUUGCCCGGUCUAUGCCUUUCAAAUAUUGCCCCCCUCGAUUGUAUGCAUGAUUUUGAUGAAGGCAUUUGUGAAAACAUUAUAUUUGCCAUCAUCAAAAUAAAUAAAAUCGAUACCUCCCGAAUCGAAAGAGCGAUGAAGGAGAUUCAAUACCACGAGGACAGAGUCAAAAUAAUAGGCUCACAUCGUGGAAAUUUAUCAACCUUCAAACUCAAAGGGACAGCAGCAUCGAAAUUUGAAUUUUUUUGUCGUUUCGAUGAAUUACUCAUCAAACUCUCAAGUCCUUUAAUGCCAGAUACAAUCGCAUACAGAUUGUAUACGAAUGCCAAAGAAUUUGCACAACUUUGUCAUAAGCAUCAAUUGGAUGAGGGAGAUAUUCAGAAAUUGAAAACAUGUGCAACAAUCAUUGUUGAAUCUUAUUCCGAUAAAUUAAUUGGUCUCAAUCUAACACCUAAAUUCCACAACAUCCUGCAUUAUUGGCAGGAUGCGGAAAAAUUUGGAGCAAUUUAUCGCAACUCGUCAUAUAAAUAUGAGCGAGUUCAUCAAAGCAAUAAAAGAUCUAUUGCUUCAUCAAAAAAUAUGAUAAAUCCGUCCUAUUCAAUGCUAAAUUAUGCACAAAGAAAAAGGGCGAUACAUUUAUCAAAAGAAAA
Molecule: messenger RNA, 1076 nt
Organism: Dermatophagoides pteronyssinus (European house dust mite)
Lineage: Eukaryota; Metazoa; Arthropoda; Arachnida; Sarcoptiformes; Pyroglyphidae
Source: RefSeq, a predicted model, not a curated record